Molecule: messenger RNA, 753 nt
Organism: Meloidogyne enterolobii
Lineage: Eukaryota; Metazoa; Nematoda; Chromadorea; Rhabditida; Meloidogynidae
Source: the annotation of a GenBank genome assembly
UUUCAGAAAAUGGUUUCAACAAUUCCAACUCUUCGCCUCUUUUACCGAUUAUUUAUUAUCAAAAGAACAGCAACAAGACUAGCUUCAUUAGAUACCUCAAUAGCCUCAUCAUCUUCUUCGCCAAAUAAAUUUAAUCGUUAUGAUACAAAUUUGAAAUUAGUUGAAGCUUUGAAUAAUGAAAAUUUUGAUCAAAUUGGAAGUCCAUUAAUUUUGGGAAAUAAAACACAGAUUAAAAAUACAACUCGAACAAGUGAAUUGGAACCAAUGGAAAAAUUAAUAGAAAAUUGGGAAUGGAAAGAACAUAUUGAAGAAAAUUUGAAUAGAAUAAUUGCAGAGAAGCCUAUGAGUAAGGAAUGUAAGGAUUUGUUAAAUAAAGAAAAUUUUUGUUAAUAAAUCUGAGGUGGCAUUUGGGCUCUCGACAAAACUAAAUAAAUCUAAAACUAAAUUUUGAUUUUAUUUUUAUAAUAUGCUGGCUUUAGGACUGAUCAUUUGAUCCUAUAUAAAGUUUCAUUCUCUGAAAUAUGUUCUAGGAUUUUUAACUAAAGACCGGACUGGCGGGGUAGGGUUGGGGGUGUGGUGAGUAAAUGGAUGAAUUGAGAGGAGUUGUGGGGAGGAAAUUGAUAACAUCGAAGAAUAUCGACCACGAUGACCUUGAUUUUUUCGAGAGCUUGUCUCGGUCCAAUCUCUACUUUUAACACGAAGCAUAGGAUCGGAAAUUAGUGUGGCCAAUAAAAUUUGCUUUCCUCUACAUUU